GAUUCUCCCACCCCGCCGGGACCCCCGGGGCCUCCGUCCUGCCUCUGACCGCCCAGCGCGCCUUGGAGCGGGCUGGGGAAACUGAAGCAUGGCCAGACGACGGCGCUGGAAAAGCGGCUCUCGGCGCGGCAUGGGGGAGGCAAGUGACGUGGACAGCGGGAUCAUGCUGCACUCGGGCAGGGAACGGAGCACUUCGGUGCUUGGGGACACACUAAGGACACAUGAGCUGCCUGGAGAAAGCUCUGGGGAAAUGAAGGGGUGGAGGACUGGAGGCUUCCCCUGCGUUUCGGGAGGCAUCUCAAGUGCAGUGGGGGCGUGCUGUGGACAGGAUUUGACUCAGACGGGCCCUGACAGCCCAGUGUCCCCCCCAAAGGAGCGGGUGCAGGUGGGGCAGCGGCAGCAGCAGGCACUGGAGGCUCAGCUUGAUGGCUGCAUCCAGGAGCUGCGACGGCUGUGCCUGCGUGAGGCGGAGCUGACGGGGACCCUGCCCUGCGAGUACCCCCUGAAAGCUGGCGAGAAGCCCCCCAAAGUCCGUCGCAGGAUCGGGGCUGCCUUCAAGCUGGAUGAGAUUGCCGUUCUGCGCGGGGUGGACCCUCUGGAACGGGAGCGGGCGCUGCAGCUGCAGAUUGCCGAGGCCUCCCGCCGGCUCUGCCGCGAGGAGAACAUCGGCCGGCAGGUGCGGAAGAGGCGGCAGACGGCAGCACUCCGGGAGGAGCAGAAGCUGCGGGAUCUGGAGCAGGUCCUGAGUCAGCGGCGGCUCCUGGCAGAGCAGCGGGACACCAGUACUGCCAAGGAGGACACACGGCCACCAGGACCUGCCACCCCACAGAGGUCCCCAUCUCCCAAGGACCCCACCAAGAAGGAGGAGGAGUCAGGGCUUCUGAUGCCCUCCACUAUUCCCUGGCAGGAGACCAGCCUGCACAGACCCUAUGAGAGGGCCAAAAAUCCCAGCAUCGACCGUGAGGAUGGGGAAACCCAGAGCUCCCAAUGCUGUCUUGGGUCCCUGAUGGCUGCCCCUUCCAGCUCCUUGGCCCCCAACAGCCCUGACUCUGCAGGCUCCCCAGUGUCCAGGACAGGGGACCCUCCCUACCGGUUCGUCCCCAUCCGGACCCUGGUGCUGUGCCGGCAGGCAGGUUCCAGUGCUCCCACCACCCCUGAGCCAUCAGGACGGCAGGGACAGACCCAGUCUCUGAGGGUGGACCCAUGCUGGCAGCCAGUUGAGCCGCGGGGCCGCAGCACCGCACCCCGCCGGCGCCCCACCUACUACACAGUCACUGUGCCCACCUCCUGCAUCCUGACCUCUGGCCCUGAGUGCCGCUCUGGCUCCGAUGACAGCAUCUCCGACCUCUCCAGCAUCUCCCAUGCCACCUCCCCGGGCAGCAGCAGCCCUGACAUGUCCUUUGCAGUUCCGCUUCCCCUUGCCGAGCCUGGUUACUACCCACGAGGUGCCCUCCAGCUCCUGCCACCUGCUGGCCCCCUGACUUUCCUGUACGAGCAGGAUCUGGCCCCACUGCGGUACCAGCGCCUGGUGCCCUCUCGUAGCCGCAUCGUGCGCACCCCCUCGCUCAAAGACUACGUGCCCGCUGGGGCCCGGGGGCUCUCCAAGGCCGCUGUCACCGAGGAGCUCAAGUCAUGGCACCAACGUGCCCGGCUGAGAGGUGCCCGGCCCCACUCCCUCGACCGACAAGGGGCUUUCCAGAGACCCCAUGGUGGGACCACCAGGGAUGUGCCCAUUGCUCAUGGAAUGCUGUCACUGGUUCAGUAUCACUGGGACAAAUGCACCUGUGGCACAGGUGGGACACAGGCAGGGCAAGUGAGGACCUGUGGCUGUGCUCCCACAGCUCUUCCAGCCCAACCCUUGUGCCAGGAUGUGCCCCCAGUGGUGCCCCUCAGACAAGGUAGGAUGCCAAUACCCACAGGGUCUUUGUCCCCCCAGGGUCCCCCAGUGCAGGUGCUGCGACGCUCAGCAGCCGGCGUGCCUGUGCAGGUCUAUAUGCCCGAGAACGGCGAGAUUGUCACCCAAGUGUGAGUGCCAUGUCCUCACCCUGGGGUGGGGGCACAUCCUGGCUGGCCCAGGGGUGGCAGGGACGUCUCAUGCCUCCCCACCCCAGUGUAGGGGCACAGGAGGGAGCCACAGUGCGUGGCAGGGGCUGGCCCCCACCCUGUGUUCCCUCACUGGCACUGCAAUGCUGAUAGGGACACUUUGACCCCAGUGCUUAUGGUGACCUGAAUUUGAGGUUCUGGUCUCUAAUAAAAGUGGGUUUUGGGAUA
Serinus canaria (Common canary) is the source of this 2271-nucleotide messenger RNA. RefSeq names its product innate immunity activator (gene INAVA). NCBI's taxonomy places the organism in Eukaryota, Metazoa, Chordata, Aves, Passeriformes, Fringillidae. The transcript is spliced from 9 exons. The record is from RefSeq and is a predicted model, not a curated record. Gene Ontology annotation, biological process: positive regulation of protein ubiquitination; adherens junction maintenance. The coding region runs from base 89 to 2029 and encodes 646 amino acids.